AUGCCCACCUAUUGUAUGGAAUUCGUGAAUUCCUUGCCUCGCAAGCCAUCUAGCGCUAAGCUUGUCAAGCGCAGUCUUGAAAUCGUCCAGAAUCACGGUAUCGCACAGGCACUUGAACAUAAAACAAAGCUGAAGUAUACAAAACCAUCAGCACUGGAUAUAAGAGAAAUUAAAACGCUUCCGGUGGAAACUGAAGGGAAGCGCACUUUCCAAAAGGGUUGA
Messenger RNA from Penicillium subrubescens, 222 nucleotides. RefSeq lists its product as uncharacterized. NCBI's taxonomy places the organism in Eukaryota, Fungi, Ascomycota, Eurotiomycetes, Eurotiales, Aspergillaceae. The transcript has a single exon. The record is from RefSeq and is a predicted model, not a curated record. The coding region runs from base 1 to 222 and encodes 73 amino acids.